CUCUAGGAGGGAAAGGAGCUGGAUUCGACGUGAAGGCACUGAGAGCUUUCCGUGUGCUUCGUCCCCUGCGGCUGGUGUCUGGAGUCCCAAGUCUCCAGGUGGUCCUGAACUCCAUCAUCAAGGCCAUGGUGCCUCUGCUGCACAUUGCCCUUCUCGUGCUCUUCGUCAUCAUCAUUUAUGCUAUUAUCGGCCUGGAGCUCUUCAUGGGAAAGAUGCACAAGACCUGCUACAACCAGGAGGGCAUAAUAGAUGUUCCGGCGGAAGAGGAUCCUUCCCCUUGUGCUUUGGAGUCAGGCCAUGGGCGACAGUGUCAGAACGGGACCGUGUGCAAGCCCGGGUGGGAUGGGCCCAAGCAUGGCAUCACCAACUUCGACAACUUCGCCUUCGCCAUGCUGACCGUGUUCCAGUGUAUCACCAUGGAGGGCUGGACAGACGUGCUGUACUGGGUCAAUGAUGCCGUAGGAAGGGACUGGCCCUGGAUCUAUUUUGUAACACUAAUCAUCAUAGGGUCAUUUUUUGUACUUAACUUGGUUCUCGGUGUUCUUAGCGGGGAGUUUUCCAAAGAGAGAGAGAAAGCCAAAGCUCGAGGAGAUUUCCAGAAGCUUCGAGAGAAGCAGCAGCUAGAAGAAGAUCUCAAAGGCUACCUGGACUGGAUCACCCAGGCAGAAGACAUUGACCCUGAGAACGAGGAUGAGGGCAUGGAUGAAGAUAAACCUCGAAACAGAGGCGCUCCAGCGGGCUUGCAUGAUCAGAAGAAAGGGAAAUUUGCUUGGUUUAGUCACUCUACAGAAACCCAUGUGAGCAUGCCCACGAGCGAGACUGAGUCUGUCAACACUGAAAAUGUGGCUGGAGGUGACAUCGAGGGCGAAAACUGUGGAGCCAGGCUUGCCCACCGGAUCUCCAAAUCCAAGUUCAGCCGCUACUGGCGCAGGUGGAAUAGGUUCUGCAGAAGAAAGUGCCGCGCAGCAGUUAAAUCCAACAUCUUCUACUGGCUCGUGAUCUUCCUGGUGUUCCUCAACACACUCACCAUUGCCUCUGAACAUUACAACCAGCCUCACUGGCUCACAGAAGUGCAGGACACGGCCAACAAGGCCCUCCUGGCCCUCUUCACUGCGGAGAUGCUCCUGAAGAUGUACAGCCUGGGGCUGCAGGCCUACUUUGUAUCCCUCUUCAAUCGAUUUGACUGUUUCAUUGUGUGUGGGGGCAUCCUGGAGACCAUCCUGGUGGAGACGAAGAUCAUGUCUCCCCUGGGCAUCUCUGUGCUGAGGUGUGUGCGGUUGCUCAGGAUCUUCAAGAUCACCAGGUACUGGAACUCCCUGAGCAACCUUGUGGCAUCCUUGCUGAACUCAGUGCGCUCCAUCGCCUCCCUGCUGCUGCUUCUCUUCCUCUUCAUCAUCAUCUUCUCCCUCCUGGGGAUGCAGCUGUUUGGAGGGAAGUUCAACUUCGAUGAGAUGCAGACCCGGAGGAGCACGUUCGACAACUUCCCGCAGUCCCUCCUCACUGUGUUUCAGAUCCUGACCGGGGAGGACUGGAAUUCGGUGAUGUAUGAUGGGAUCAUGGCUUAUGGCGGCCCCUCUUUUCCAGGGAUGUUAGUCUGUAUUUACUUCAUCAUCCUCUUCAUCUGUGGAAAUUAUAUCCUACUGAAUGUGUUCUUGGCCAUUGCGGUGGACAACCUGGCUGAUGCGGAGAGCCUGACCUCUGCCCAAAAGGAAGAAGAAGAAGAGAAGGAGAGAAAGAAGCUGGCCAGGACUGCCAGCCCAGAAAAGAAACAGGAGGUGAUGGAGAAGCCAGCAGUGGAAGAGAGCAAAGAGGAGAAAAUUGAGCUGAAGUCCAUUACAGCAGAUGGAGAAUCCCCACCCACUACCAAGAUCAACAUGGAUGACCUCCAGCCCAGUGAGAAUGAGGAUAAGAGUCCCCACUCCAACCCAGACACUGCAGGGGAAGAGGAUGAGGAGGAGCCGGAGAUGCCUGUGGGGCCACGCCCCCGGCCCCUGUCUGAGCUGCACCUUAAGGAAAAAGCAGUUCCCAUGCCAGAAGCCAGUGCAUUUUUCAUCUUCAGCCCAAACAACAGGUUCCGCCUGCAAUGCCACCGCAUUGUCAAUGACACGAUCUUCACCAACCUCAUCCUCUUCUUCAUUCUGCUCAGCAGCAUCUCUCUGGCUGCUGAGGACCCCGUCCAGCACACCUCCUUCAGGAACCAUAUUCUGUUUUAUUUUGACAUUGUUUUUACCACCAUUUUCACCAUUGAAAUUGCUCUAAAGAUGACUGCUUACGGGGCUUUCCUGCACAAGGGCUCUUUCUGCCGAAAUUACUUCAAUAUCCUGGACCUGCUGGUGGUUAGCGUGUCCCUCAUCUCCUUUGGCAUCCAGUCCAGUGCAAUCAACGUUGUGAAGAUUUUACGAGUGCUGCGAGUCCUCAGGCCCCUGAGGGCCAUCAACAGGGCCAAGGGGCUAAAGCACGUGGUUCAGUGUGUGUUUGUGGCUAUCCGGACCAUUGGGAACAUCGUAAUUGUCACCACUCUGCUGCAGUUCAUGUUUGCCUGCAUUGGGGUCCAGCUCUUCAAGGGAAAGCUCUAUACCUGUUCGGACAGUUCUAAACAAACAGAGGCAGAGUGCAAGGGUAACUAUAUCACAUACAAAGAUGGAGAGGUCGAUCACCCCAUUAUCCAGCCUCGAAGCUGGGAGAACAGCAAGUUUGACUUUGACAACGUUUUGGAAGCCAUGAUGGCCCUCUUCACUGUCUCCACCUUUGAGGGGUGGCCAGAGCUGCUGUACCGCUCCAUUGACUCCCACACGGAAGACAAGGGCCCCAUCUACAACUACCGUGUGGAGAUCUCCAUCUUCUUCAUCAUCUACAUCAUCAUCAUUGCUUUCUUCAUGAUGAACAUCUUCGUGGGUUUCGUCAUCGUCACCUUCCAGGAGCAGGGGGAACAAGAGUACAAGAACUGUGAGCUGGACAAGAACCAGAGACAAUGUGUGGAAUAUGCCCUCAAGGCUCGACCCUUGCGAAGGUACAUCCCCAAGAACCAGCACCAGUACAAAGUGUGGUACGUGGUCAACUCUACCUACUUCGAGUAUCUGAUGUUCGUCCUCAUCCUGCUCAACACCAUCUGCCUGGCCAUGCAGCACUAUGGCCAGAGCUGCCUCUUCAAAAUUGCCAUGAAUAUACUCAACAUGCUUUUCACUGGCCUCUUCACGGUGGAGAUGAUCCUGAAGCUCAUUGCCUUCAAACCCAAGGGUUACUUUAGUGAUCCCUGGAAUGUUUUUGACUUCCUCAUCGUCAUUGGGAGCAUAAUUGAUGUCAUUCUCAGUGAAACUAAUCCAGCUGAACAUACCCAAUGCUCUCCCUCUAUGAGUGCAGAGGAGAAUUCCCGAAUCUCCAUCACCUUCUUCCGCCUCUUCCGGGUCAUGCGCCUGGUGAAGCUGCUGAGCCGUGGGGAAGGAAUCCGGACCCUGCUUUGGACCUUCAUCAAGUCCUUCCAGGCCCUGCCCUAUGUGGCCCUUUUGAUCGUGAUGCUGUUCUUCAUCUAUGCAGUGAUUGGGAUGCAGGUGUUUGGGAAGAUUGCCCUGAAUGACACCACAGAGAUCAAUCGGAACAACAACUUCCAGACGUUCCCCCAGGCUGUGCUACUGUUGUUCAGGUGUGCCACUGGGGAGGCCUGGCAGGAUAUCAUGCUGGCCUGUAUGCCAGGCAAGAAGUGUGCUCCAGAGUCUGAGCCCAGCAACAGCACGGAAGGGGAGACCCUCUGUGGCAGCAGCUUUGCCGUCUUCUACUUCAUCAGCUUCUACAUGCUCUGUGCCUUCCUGAUCAUCAACCUCUUUGUAGCUGUUAUCAUGGACAACUUCGACUACCUGACGAGGGACUGGUCUAUCCUUGGUCCCCAUCACCUGGAUGAAUUCAAGAGAAUCUGGGCCGAGUAUGACCCUGAAGCCAAGGGUCGAAUCAAACACUUGGAUGUGGUGACCCUCCUCCGUCGAAUUCAGCCACCACUGGGUUUUGGGAAGUUGUGUCCUCACCGUGUGGCCUGCAAACGCCUGGUGUCCAUGAACAUGCCUCUGAACAGCGAUGGGACAGUCAUGUUCAAUGCUACCCUGUUUGCCCUCGUCAGGACAGCCCUGAGGAUCAAAACAGAAGGGAACCUAGAGCAAGCUAAUGAGGAGCUGCGGGCCAUCAUCAAGAAAAUCUGGAAGAGGACCAGCAUGAAGCUGUUGGACCAGGUGGUGCCUCCAGCAGGUGAUGACGAGGUGACAGUGGGCAAGUUCUAUGCCACCUUCCUGAUCCAAGAGUACUUCAGGAAAUUCAAGAAGCGAAAAGAGCAGGGUCUGGUGGGCAAGCCCUCGCAGAGGAAUGCGCUGUCCCUGCAGGCUGGCUUACGCACCUUGCAUGACAUUGGGCCUGAGAUCCGAAGGGCCAUCUCUGGGGAUCUGACUGCUGAGGAGGAGUUGGACAAGGCUAUGAAGGAGGCGGUGUCUGCUGCCUCCGAAGAUGACAUCUUCAGGAGAGCUGGAGGCCUGUUCGGCAACCACGUCAGCUACUAUCAGAGUGACAGCAGGAGCAACUUUCCUCAGACGUUCGCCACCCAGCGCCCACUGCACAUCAACAAGACAGGGAACAACCAAGCUGACACUGAGUCACCAUCCCAUGAGAAGCUGGUGGACUCCACCUUCACCCCCAGCAGCUACUCAUCCACGGGCUCCAAUGCCAACAUCAACAAUGCCAACAACACUGCCCUGGGCCGCUUCCCCCAUCCUGCUGGCUACUCCAGCACAGUCAGCACUGUGGAGGGCCACGGGCCUCCCUUGUCCCCUGCUGUCCGGGUGCAGGAGGCAGCAUGGAAAUUCAGCUCUAAGAGGUGCCACUCCCGAGAGAGCCAGGGAGCCACGGUGAGUCAGGAGAUGUUUCCGGAUGAGACCUGCAGCGUGAGGAUGAGUGAAGAAGCAGAGUACUGCAGUGAGCCCAGCCUGCUCUCCACAGAUAUACUCUCCUACCAGGAGGAUGAAAACCGACAACUGACCUGUCCAGAGGAGGAUAAGAGGGACAUCCAGCCAUCUCCAAAGAGGAGUUUCCUUCGCUCUGCCUCUCUAGGUCGAAGGGCCUCCUUCCAUCUAGAAUGUCUAAAGCGGCAAAAGGAUCAAGGAGACAUCUCUCAGAAGACAGCCUUGCCCUUGCAUCUGGUUCAUCAUCAGGCAUUGGCAGUGGCAGGCUUGAGCCCCCUCCUGCAGAGAAGCCAUUCUCCUACCACAUUCCCCAGGCCAUGCCCCACACCCCCUGUCACUCCAGGCAGCCGCAGGCCCCUACAGCCCAUCCCUACCCUACGGCUGGAGGGGGCAGAGUCCAGCGAGAAGCUCAACAGCAGCUUCCCGUCCAUCCACUGCAGCUCCUGGUCUGAGGAGACUACAGCCUGUAGUGGGGGCAGCAGCAUGGCCCGGAGAACCCGGCCCGUCUCCCUCACCGUGCCCAGCCAGGCUGGAGCUCCAGGGAGACAGUUCCAUGGCAGCGCCAGCAGCCUGGUGGAAGCGGUCUUGAUUUCAGAAGGACUGGGACAGUUUGCUCAAGAUCCCAAGUUCAUCGAGGUCACCACCCAGGAGCUGGCUGACGCCUGCGACAUGACAAUAGAGGAGAUGGAGAACGCCGCAGACAACAUCCUCAGUGGGGGCGCCCAACAGAGCCCCAACGGCACCCUCUUACCUUUUGUGAACUGCAGGGACCCGGGGCAGGACAGGGCUGCGGUCCCAGAGGACGAGAGCUGCGCAUAUGCCCUGGGGCGAGGUCGGAGCGAGGAGGCGCUCCCGGACAGCAGGUCCUACGUCAGCAACCUGUAGUCCACAGGGCUGGCCAGACGCGGGUGUUUUUUAUUCGUUUCAAUGUUCCUAAUGGGUUCGUUUCAGAAGUGCCUCACUGUUCUCGUGACCUGGAGGUAACCGGAACAGCGUCUUCAUUCACUGCUGUCGGGAUAAGCCUCAGAGCUGGGCGGUGUACGGAGUCGAGUCGGCUUUUCAGGGGAGAAGGCCAAGGCCGUGGUGCGGGGCUCCAGCACCUUCCCGCGGCAGCACCGCCCAAAGGACCCCUCCCAACCCCUAAGCCAAAGGGGUUUUCCCCUUGCUUGUAUAAACAGUCAUUUGCACACGUUCUGUCUGAGCCUGGCUGACUCUAGAGCAGGGCCCCAGGGAUCUAUGGCAGGAAUGGGCCAGUGUCCCCAGUAGGAGCUGGGAGGUGGCUGCAAGGUUCCCUGCAGAGCAGGUCUGGUCCCUAUGGUCCCUUCAGGGAUCCUUCCCCUGCAGGAGCUGAGAUGCAUGUGGCAGGAGCCAGUGCGGAUCACACCACCUGCCCUCAGCUAGCCAGGUCGGGGGCGCAGGCUGCUGCCUGGUGCUCUAGGUUUCAUGAUUUGAUGGUUCUUCUCAGCAUGUCGCGAUUU
Messenger RNA from Arvicanthis niloticus (Nile rat), 6415 nucleotides. It is a transcript of the gene Cacna1c, whose product is annotated as calcium voltage-gated channel subunit alpha1 C. NCBI's taxonomy places the organism in Eukaryota, Metazoa, Chordata, Mammalia, Rodentia, Muridae. Gene Ontology annotation, molecular function: high voltage-gated calcium channel activity. Gene Ontology annotation, biological process: calcium ion import across plasma membrane. Gene Ontology annotation, cellular component: voltage-gated calcium channel complex; membrane. The record is from RefSeq and is a predicted model, not a curated record.